AUGCUUUUUCUCGCUCGCCAAUCGAUCAGAUCCGUUCCAAGACUCAACCUGGCCCGUGUGGCCGUUGGUAUGAGACAGCUCACCACCGUCAAGACCACGUCACAAGAAGAACAAAACAUCUUGGUUGCCCAAAGAAAAAACAGACCAUCUUCUCCACAUUUGCAAAUCUAUCAACCACAGCUUACAUGGAUUCUGUCCUCAUUCCACAGAAUCACCGGUGUUGGAUUAGCCGCCGGCUUUUACGCGGUUACGUGCACAUUUGCGCUUUCUAGUCUGACAGGUUUGCAAUUUGACACAGCAACUUUGGUGUCUUUGGUUGCCGGUCUCCCAGUGGCCGCAAAAGUUGCACUCAAGGCUGCUGCCUCGUUCCCAUUUGCAUUCCACGUCGCCAACGGUUUCAGACACUUGGUGUGGGAUUUCGGCCACGAGCUCACCAUCAAGGGCGUCUACAGAACAGGAUACGUUGUUCUUGGAUUCACCGCCUUGAUUGGAACCUAUCUCACCUUCUUCCUCUAA
This is a messenger RNA of Ogataea philodendri, 516 nucleotides long. RefSeq lists its product as uncharacterized. The transcript has a single exon. Lineage: Eukaryota; Fungi; Ascomycota; Pichiomycetes; Pichiales; Pichiaceae. Bases 1 to 516 code for a protein of 171 amino acids. Gene Ontology annotation, molecular function: succinate dehydrogenase activity; electron transfer activity. Gene Ontology annotation, biological process: tricarboxylic acid cycle; mitochondrial electron transport, succinate to ubiquinone. The record is from RefSeq and is a predicted model, not a curated record. Gene Ontology annotation, cellular component: membrane.